UCUAUCUAUCUAUCUAUCUAUCUAUCUGUUGUUAAGCUGUACUCUAAUAUGCAGUUUUUUGUCUGUCUGUCUGUCUGUACUUCUGUCUGCCUGUCAUCUAUCUAUCUAUCUAUCUAUCUAUCUAUCUAUCUAUCAUUUGUUAAGCUGUACUUUAAUAUGCAAGUUGUUGUCUGUCUGUCUGUCAUCUGUCCAUCCAUCUGUCCAUCCGUCCAUCUGUCUGUCUGUCUAUCUAUCUACCUAUUUCGUUAAGUUGUACUCUAGUAUGCAGGUUUUUGUCCAUCUGUCCAUCUGUCUAUCUAUCUAUCUAUCUAUCUAUCUAUCUAUCUAUCUAUCUAUCUAUCUAUCUAUCUACCAGUUUUUGUCUGUCUGUCUGUCCUUCUGCCUGUCCGUCAUCUGUCUGUCUGUCUGUCUAUCUAUCUAUCUAUCUAUCUAUCUAUCUAUCUAUCUAUCUAUCUAUCUAUCUAUCAGUUGCUAUCUAUCUAUCUAUCUAUCUAUCUAUCAUCUAUCUAUCUAUCUGUCUAUCUAUCUAUCUAUCUAUCUAUCUAUCUAUCUAUCUAUCUAUCUAUCUAUCUGUUGUUUUUGUCUGUCUGUCUGUCUGUCUGUCCUUCUGUCUGUCAUCUGUCUAUCUAUCUAUCUAUCUAUCUAUCUAUCUAUCUAUCUAUCUGUUGUUAAGCUGUACUCCAGUAUGCAGGUUUUUGUCUGUCUGUCUGUCCUUCUGCCUGUCCGUCAUCUGUCUAUUUAUCUAUCUAUCUAUCUAUCUAUCUAUCUAUCUAUGUCGUUAAGCUGUACUCUAGUAUGCAGGUUUUUGUCUGUCUGUCUGUCCUUCUGUCUGUCUGUCACCUGUCUAUCUAUCUAUCUAUCUAUCUAUCUAUCUAUCUGUUGUUAACCUGUACUCUAGUAUGCAGGUUUUUUUCUGUCUGUCUGUCCUGCCUGUCUGUCAUCUGUCUAUCUAUCUAUCUAUCUAUCUAUCUAUCUAUCUAUGUCGUUAAGCUGUACUCUAGUAUGCAGGUUUUUGUCUGUCUGUUUGUCCUUCUGUCUGUCUGUCAUCUAUCUAUCUAUCUAUCUAUCUAUCUAUCUGUCUAUCAGUUGUUAAGCUGUACUCUAAUAUGCAGGUCUUUGUCUGUCCAUCUGUCAUCUGUCCAUCCAUCCGUCCAUCCGUCCAUCUGUCUGUCUAUCUAUCUAUCUAUCUAUCUACCUACCUACCUAUCAGUUGUUAAGCUGUACUCUAGUAUGCAGGUUUUUGUCUGUCCGUCUGUCAUCUGUCUGUCCAUCCGUCCAUCUGUCUAUCUAUCUAUAGUAUGCAGGGUUUUGUCUGU
Molecule: messenger RNA, 1316 nt
Organism: Mus musculus (house mouse)
Lineage: Eukaryota; Metazoa; Chordata; Mammalia; Rodentia; Muridae
Product: predicted gene, 54064
Exons: 4
Coding region: 263-886 (207 amino acids)
Source: RefSeq, a predicted model, not a curated record